Acanthamoeba castellanii str. Neff is the source of this 1314-nucleotide messenger RNA. Its product is annotated as transporter, major facilitator subfamily protein. NCBI's taxonomy places the organism in Eukaryota, Discosea, Longamoebia, Acanthamoebidae. The record is from RefSeq and is a predicted model, not a curated record. The transcript has 12 exons. Bases 1 to 1314 code for a protein of 437 amino acids. Gene Ontology annotation, molecular function: transmembrane transporter activity. Gene Ontology annotation, biological process: transmembrane transport.
AUGAAGUACUCUGAGAUCGAAUCCCAGGCCCCUCAGAAGAAGAGCUGCCUCGAUGUCGCCUACAGGUGGAUCAUUCUGCUCUUCAUCAUGUGGCUCACAUUCGGCAGCUACUGGGUGUUCGAUACGCCCGGUGCCCUGUUCAAGCAGCUGCAGGUGUGGUUCGGCGGCCCCGACAAGUACACCUCUGCCGACAACUUGAACCUGUACUCCGUCUACUCGUACCCCAACACCAUCCUGUGCUUCUUCGGCGGCUUCAUCAUCGAUCGCCUCACCGGCCUCAGGAUGGGCGCGCUGCUGUUCUGCUCGUUCAUCCUGCUGGGCGAGUUGAUGUUCGCCGUGGGCAUCCAGGUGCAGCAGUACUACGUGUGCCUGGUCGGCCGCUUCAUCUUCGGUCUCGGCGGCGAGUCGCUCACCGUCGCGCAGAACAACUUCACCGCCCGCUGGUUCGACGGCCCGCAGCUCGCCCUGGCCUUCGGCCUCGUGCUCUCCUUCGCCCGUAUCGGCUCGUCGGUGAACUUUGCCGUCACGCCCUUCCUGGCCAAGGUCAGCGUGCCCUUCGCCGUGUGGUUCGGCGCUGGCACUUGUCUCAUCUCCUUCUCCGCCUGUAUCCUGCUGGCUGUGUUCGAUAAGGCGGGCGAGCGCCGCGCCGUGAACAAGGACGAGCCCAAGGAGAAGGAGACCUUCGCCCAGAUCCUGCUCUCGCUCCUCCAGGUCUUCAAGUUCCCCAUCGCCACCUGGUUCAUCUACUUCAUCUGCGUCUUCUUCUACGUCGCUUUCGGCUACAUGAUCGACAAGAUGGGCAAGGCUCUCUACUGGAUGCUUUGGUCUUGCUUCAUGUUGGUUGUGGCUCACAUGGGCUUCCUGGGUAACGCCAACGAGUGGUUCGAGAUUCACCCCAUCGUUAUCAUGGUCUGGCUCGGUAUCGGCUACUCCAUGUUCGCGGCCUCCAUCUGGCCUCUGCUGCCCUUCAUCAUUGCGCCCAAGCACCUCGGUACCGCCUACGGUGCCAUGACUGCGAUCCAGAACGCUGGUCUGGCCGUCCUUCCUCAGAUCAUCGGUGCUCUCCAGGGUGCCGACGGCAUCAAGGGCACCACCUGGCAGUACACCAUCCCCAUCAUGAUCUUCGUCGCUUGCGCUGGCGUCGCCGCCGGCUUGACCGUGUUGUUGAUCGUGCUGGACAACACGACCACCAACGGAAACCUGAACGCGUCGGGCGAGCUGCGGCAGGAGCUCAAGCGCGUCAUGCAGGAGGAGAGCGCUGCUGCGGGCGGCAUGUCCAUCAACGACACCGAGGAAAAGUCGCUCCUGAACUAA